Molecule: messenger RNA, 805 nt
Organism: Cebus imitator (Panamanian white-faced capuchin)
Lineage: Eukaryota; Metazoa; Chordata; Mammalia; Primates; Cebidae
Gene: IL5
Product: interleukin 5
Exons: 4
Coding region: 39-443 (134 amino acids)
Biological process (GO): immune response
Cellular component (GO): extracellular region
Molecular function (GO): growth factor activity; interleukin-5 receptor binding
Source: RefSeq, a predicted model, not a curated record
UUUCUUUGCCAAAGGCGAACGCAGAACAUUUUAGAGCCAUGAGGAUGCUUCUGCAUUUGAGUUUGCUAGCUCUUGGAGCUGCCCACGUGUGUGCCAACCCCACAGCACGUCCCACAAGUGCCUUGGUGAAAGAGACUUUGGCACUGCUUUCUACUCAUCGAACUCUGCUGAUGGCCAAUGAGACCCUGAGGAUUCCUGUUCCUGCACAUAAAAAUCACCAACUGUGCACUGAAGAAAUCUUUCAGGGAAUAGGCACACUGGAGAACCAAACUGUGCAAGGGAGUGCUGUGGAAAAACUAUUCCAAAACUUGUCUUUAAUAAAGGAACACAUUGACCGCCAAAAAAAAAAGUGUGGACAAGAAAGACGAAGAGUAAAGCAAUUCCUAGACUACCUGCAAGAGUUUCUUGGUGUAAUAAACACCGAGUGGAUAAUAGAAAGUUGAGACUAAACUGGUUUGUUGUAGACAAAGAUUUUGGAGGAGGACAUUUUAUGGCAAUGAGAAUGAUGACCAAUGAAGGGUUAGGCCUUAAUUUUCAGUGUAAUUAAACUUCAGAGGGAAAGUAAACAUUUCAGGCACACUGACACUUUGCCAGAAAACAUAAAAUAUUUAAAAUAUAUUUUAGAUAUCAGAAUCAUUGAAGUAUUUUCCUCCAGGGAAAAUUGAUAUAUACUUUUUUUCUUAUUUAACUUAACAUUCUGUAAAAUGCCUGUUAAUAAUAUUUAUGAAAUUGUUGAGAAUUUGGUAAAUUAAUAUUUAUUUCAUGUUAUAUUGUGUUCCAAUAAAAUAAAAAUAGACAACUGUUC